Messenger RNA from Aspergillus alliaceus, 3627 nucleotides. Its product is annotated as carbamoyl-phosphate synthase (glutamine-hydrolyzing) CPA2. Gene Ontology annotation, molecular function: dihydroorotase activity; metal ion binding; ATP binding. Gene Ontology annotation, cellular component: cytoplasm; cytosol. The record is from RefSeq and is a predicted model, not a curated record. The transcript is spliced from 2 exons. The coding region runs from base 436 to 3384 and encodes 982 amino acids. Gene Ontology annotation, biological process: L-citrulline biosynthetic process; 'de novo' pyrimidine nucleobase biosynthetic process; UTP biosynthetic process. Lineage: Eukaryota; Fungi; Ascomycota; Eurotiomycetes; Eurotiales; Aspergillaceae.
UCUAGUAUAUAUAUUUCUCCACACAGCCUAGUUUGGUCUUCAACCCAGUUUACCAAUUGGGACAACCACUGCGUCCGUGCAAAUGAACAUCCUAUGUUGGUGUGACGUGGUUUGUAUUAAGUGAAAGGAAGUGAGCGCAGUGGGGACAACAAUUGGGUCGAGGCGACUGCACUAUCAUGUCUGAAUAAUAGAAGCUAAUGCUGGCUUUCGAAUGGUAUAGGAUCCCAGGCUCUGAAGGCUCUCAAAGAAGCUGGUGUGGAAUCUGUUUUGAUCAACCCUAAUAUUGCAACGAUUCAGACCGAUCACAAGCUUGCAGAUGAAGUCUAUUACCUCCCCGUUACUCCGGAAUAUGUGACAUACGUCAUUGAGAGGGAACGACCCGAUGCUAUCUUCCUUUCCUUUGGUGGACAGACCGCCCUGAAUUUGGGUGUGCAGAUGAACCGUAUGGGUAUCUUUGAACGUUACGGCGUGAGAGUCUUGGGAACGAGCAUCAAGACUCUGGAGACUAGCGAGGAUCGUGAUCUUUUCGCCAAGGCACUGAACGAGAUUAACAUUCCCAUCGCUGAAUCCAUUGCCGUCAAUACUGUUGAUGAGGCUCUCAAGGCCGCAGAGGAAGUUGGUUACCCCAUUAUCGUCCGUUCUGCAUAUGCACUUGGUGGUCUGGGUUCUGGAUUUGCCAACAACCCCGAGGAACUGAGGAACUUAGCGUCCCGCUCCUUGACCCUUGCUCCCCAGAUUCUGGUUGAGAAGUCUCUCCGAGGCUGGAAGGAGGUUGAGUAUGAAGUUGUUCGUGAUGCUGACAACAACUGUAUCACUGUCUGCAAUAUGGAGAACUUUGACCCCCUCGGUAUCCACACUGGUGACAGUAUCGUUGUUGCUCCCAGUCAGACGUUGUCCGACGAGGAGUACCACAUGCUUCGCACAGCUGCUAUUAAGAUCGUCCGUCACUUGGGUGUCGUUGGUGAAUGUAACGUGCAGUAUGCCUUGCAACCCGAUGGUCUGGACUACCGUGUGAUUGAAGUCAACGCUCGUCUCUCCCGUUCUUCGGCUUUGGCAUCCAAGGCCACCGGUUACCCUCUCGCCUACACUGCUGCAAAGAUUGGUCUGGGCCAUACUUUGCCUGAGCUUCCCAAUGCCGUGACAAAGACUACUACCGCCAACUUUGAGCCUAGCUUGGAUUACAUUGUUACCAAGAUCCCCCGGUGGGAUUUGAGCAAGUUCCAGCACGUCAACCGGGACAUUGGAAGUGCUAUGAAGUCGGUCGGUGAGGUCAUGGCCAUUGGUCGUACCUUUGAAGAGUCCUUCCAGAAGGCUAUUCGCCAGGUAGACCCUCGGUUCCUUGGUUUCCAGGGCGAUAAGUUUGAGAACCUGGAUGACGUCUUAAAGAACCCUACCGAUCGCCGCUGGUUGGCCGUCGGUCAGGCUAUGCUCCACGAGAACUACUCUGUGGACAAGGUACAUGAGCUGACCAAGAUCGACAAGUGGUUCUUGUACAAGCUACAGAACAUCGUUGACUGCCAGAAUGAGCUUAAGGAAAUUGGCAGCCUCUUCGGCAUCCAAAAGGAGACCAUGCUUAAAGCGAAGAAGCUUGGUUUCUCUGACAAGCAGAUCUCCCUCCUUGUCGGAUCGUCUGAGGACGAGGUUCGUGCUCGCAGAAAGAGCUUCGAUAUCACCCCAUGGGUGAAGAAGAUCGAUACUCUUGCUGCUGAGUUCCCUGCGGAUACCAACUACCUGUAUACUACCUAUAACGCCACUUCCCAUGACGUUACUUUUGAUGACCAUGGAGUUAUUAUUUUGGGAAGCGGUGUCUACCGUAUUGGAAGCUCCGUUGAGUUUGACUGGUGUGCGGUUAACGCCACUCUUUCUCUCAGGAACAUGGGCAAGAAGACUGUCAUGAUCAACUACAACCCUGAGACCUACUCUACUGACUUCGACACUGCUGACAAGCUCUACUUUGAAGAACUCAGCUACGAGCGUGUCAUGGACAUCUACGAGCUUGAGGCUGCCAGUGGCGUUGUUGUGUCUGUCGGUGGUCAGCUGCCCCAGAACAUUGCUCUUCGUCUGCAGGAGACUGGUGGCGCCCACGUCCUUGGUACCAACCCUGUUGAUAUUGACAAGGCUGAGGAUCGUCACAAGUUCUCCCAAAUCCUGGAUAGCAUUGGUGUUGACCAGCCUGCUUGGAAGGAGCUUACGUCAGUUGCUGAUGCAGAGCGUUUCGCCGAGUCCGUUGGUUACCCCGUCCUGGUUCGCCCUAGUUACGUCCUGUCUGGUGCUGCCAUGAACGUCAUCUACAGCCAGGAUGAGCUCAAGGAAAAACUCCUUAAUGCUAGCGCUGUCUCUCCUGACCAUCCCGUCGUCAUCACCAAGUUCAUCGAAGGUGCUCAGGAAAUUGAUGUUGAUGCCGUCGCUUCGAAUGGCAAGCUUCUGUUGCAUGCCGUCAGUGAGCACGUUGAGCCAGCCGGUGUUCACUCUGGUGACGCCACUCUUGUUCUCCCCCCAGCUUAUCUUGAUGAGUCGGUUAUGGGCCGUGUCAAGGAGAUUGCCGAGAAGGUUGCUAAGGCCUGGAACAUCACCGGUCCUUUCAACAUGCAGAUCAUCAAGGCUGACCAGGAAGGUGCUCAGCCUGAGUUGAAGGUCAUUGAGUGCAACCUUCGUGCCUCCCGUUCCUUCCCAUUCGUCAGCAAGGUUUUGGGCACCAACUUCAUUGACAUUGCCACCAAGGCACUUGUUGGCCGUGACGUUCCUGAGCCUGUGGACCUUAUGGCAGAAAAGCGUGACUACGUCGCUACCAAGGUCCCUCAGUUCAGCUGGACCCGUCUUGCUGGUGCUGACCCAUUCCUUGGCGUCGAGAUGUCCAGUACCGGUGAAAUUGCCUGCUUUGGCAAAGACUUGGUUGACGCCUACUGGGCAUCUCUCCAGUCCACCAUGAACUUCCGUGUGCCCGAACCUGGUGAGGGCAUCCUUCUUGGUGGAGACAUCAAGAACCCUGCUUUGGCCAAGAUCGUUGAAUAUCUUCAGCCUUUGGGUUACAACUUCUUCGCUGCUAGCUCUGCUGUUAAGGCUCAUAUCGAGUCUACCGCUAAGGAGGAUGUUUCCGUACAGGUCAUUGAAUUCCCUAAGAAGGAUAAGCGUGCGCUACGCGAGGUCUUCCAGAAGUAUAACAUCCGUGGUACUUUCAACCUUGCUAAGACCCGGGGCAAGACCCUGCUUGAUGAGGACUAUGUUAUGAGGCGCAACGCCGUUGACUUCGGUGUUCCUCUGUUUAUGGAGACUAAGACUGCUCUCCUCUUCGCCCAGGCCAUGAGCGAGAAGCUGCCCCGUUCCGAGGGUAUUCCUUCUGAGGUCCGCAGCUGGUCCCAAUUCGCCGGCGGCAAGCUGCUGUAAACCAGCAUCUACAACAGCGUUCAAAAACAAAAGUUUUGUCGACAUAAUAAUCCCCUGAUUUUGUUUUAUUUUCGAGGCACGGAAAAGCCGUUUGGCGUAGCGGAUAAGGCUCAACAUUGAUAGACUUUUUAUUUUGCCUUGACAUUGGGCUCUCUAGGCUGCCUUUGCCGGGAAAUGCGGCCAUGGUGGAACCUCUUUGUUUCUAUUUGUUCUUGUUACCCAUUUAUGAUUCUUUCCAGUAGG